This is a messenger RNA of Eucalyptus grandis, 1418 nucleotides long. RefSeq lists its product as uncharacterized. The record is from RefSeq and is a predicted model, not a curated record. Lineage: Eukaryota; Viridiplantae; Streptophyta; Magnoliopsida; Myrtales; Myrtaceae. Bases 539 to 1087 code for a protein of 182 amino acids. The transcript has 3 exons.
GUUUUGCAGAUCUAACACGUCUCCAACGCCCACACGAACGAAAAGGAGCUCUCUCUCUCUUCAUUUCAUGCAUCUUUCUCUUACCAGAAGCAGAAGCUGAUAUAAGAACAAGACACCAAACGCUCCCCAUCCCACCGCUCCCACCUUCUCACCACCUGUCGUCGUUCUCUUUCUUCUUCUUCUUUUCCAUUGAGGAGAUAAUUUCCUCGUACACCCAUCGCCAUCUCUCGCUCCCUCUCCUUCUCAUUCGUUCCAGUUUCGUUUCCCUACUUCCACUUUUCCUUGUCCAACGCUCCUCUUUCCCUUUUGAAAAAACCUCUCUUUCUUCCGUUUUCUCCGUCGUCAUCGGAUAAAACAAGAACCCUCCCGAUCAGCUUCAGAGCUAAUAAAAUCCACGAACUCUUCUCAACCCCUUAUCAUUAGGAAACUCCCCCCAAAGAAAUUCUCUUGAAUUUCGCAAGAUAUCGUUUCAAGAUAUAUUGUUUUUCUCUCUCUCUCUUUUGAGAAAGAAGGAGAGAAAAGAAACGGUUCGGUUCGAAUGGGGAACUGCCAAGCAGCAGAGGUGGCGGCGGUGGCCAUCCACCACCCGGCGGGGACCAAGGUGGAGAGGAUAUACUGGUCCGUGAGCGCCCACGACAUCAUGUCGGCGAACCCGGGGCACUACGUCGCGCAGGUGAUCGCCGCCUCCUCUCAGACGGUGGCGGCGAAGGACGAGAGCGGCGGCACGCCGGCGAGGCAGCUCAGGCUCCUGCGGCCUGACGACACUCUGCACAUCGGGCAGGUCUAUCGGCUCGUUAGCUUCGAAGAUGUGAUGAAGGAGUUCGCGGCAAAGAAGUGCGUGAAGCUGGGGAAGCUGCUGGAAAGAUCAGGAGGGGACGGAGUCGAGUCGAAGAAGAAAGAGUCGAGGACGAGUCGGGGGCCGAGUUCGAAGCAUGACUCGGUGACUGCUGACGACCGCAUGUCCACCAAGGAGGAGGAGGAGGAGGUUGAUGAAAUGGGAAGCAGCAGUAGCGGCAGCCUGAGAGGACUAACGGGUGGUAGGCAGUGGAAGCCAGCCUUACAAAGCAUUUCAGAGAUUGGAUCUUGAACGAUACUCUCUCUCUCUCUCUCUCUCUCUCUCUCCGUGUCCAAUAAAUACAAAGUGCCACCAAAAGUUGUCCGUACUUUUGUUCACUUUUUCACCAUCUCCGAUGUCGUAACUAGCACUUUCUUUGUUAAUCGAACUAGUGACUGUUCUUUUCCCCACACCUUUGAGUUCUAGUGCGUUUUAGGAGCGAUGCUUGAUUGUCAACGUUUGGUGUUAUAUAGAUACAUUAGAUUAGGAUGUGUCGCUUACUUUUUCUCUUCUGAAACGUGGGGAUGAUAGUGAUGGUUGAUGCUACUUCAAUGACGAUUCCUAAUUAAUCUCCGGUUGUUGA